AUGGAGCCAAACAGGGAUGCCCAAACUGUAAAGCCCAAGCCGGACACCAACGAGCAUGAAAUGCCGCCUCUCAAGCGCAAGAGGGGCAGGCCACGGAAAGAGGCUAUGGACAAUACUGCCUCUAUGCCCGUGCCCAAACCGCAGCCGAUUAUCACUCCCAGCACGCCGCCACCGAUGAACGAUGGCACUACCCCUAAACGCAAGCGUGGACGACCACGAAAACGCCCUUUAGAGCCACAUGAGGAAGUGGCGCUUAUGGCAGCCAAGCAAUCCUCUAACAUUCCACCCUGGCGUAUCAUGGAAAGUGUGGAUCGACCACCUGUAUACCCAGAAACCCAUGUGUUUCUACGCACGCCUCGCCCCAUCCAGGCUGUCAAGUUGUGGGACUCGCCUGAACGUGCACCACGUCCCAGGGCGCAAUGGUGGCACUAUCGAAGACCUACGCUUCGCCACGUCCCUGCGCACCGAGCUGACGGACAAACAGCUGAGCCGCUUCCCACGCCACCACCCGGACGUCGGCCCAAGACGCGUGUUGAUUAUGCUGCACUGCAGCAUCGGCAACUUGCUCAUCGUGCGCGUGGUAUUCACUUAGAUUUGCCGAAACUAUGGAAGGCCCGCGUUCGGCAAGCAAAGGACCAGCCGCUCACUCAUGAUACCCGUACGGCAUCUUCAUCACCUGCCACGUAA
Molecule: messenger RNA, 687 nt
Organism: Malassezia pachydermatis
Lineage: Eukaryota; Fungi; Basidiomycota; Malasseziomycetes; Malasseziales; Malasseziaceae
Product: at hook motif family protein
Exons: 1
Coding region: 1-687 (228 amino acids)
Molecular function (GO): DNA binding
Source: RefSeq, a predicted model, not a curated record